Molecule: messenger RNA, 1059 nt
Organism: Lipotes vexillifer (Yangtze River dolphin)
Lineage: Eukaryota; Metazoa; Chordata; Mammalia; Artiodactyla; Lipotidae
Gene: BPIFA2
Product: BPI fold containing family A member 2
Exons: 6
Cellular component (GO): extracellular exosome; secretory granule
Molecular function (GO): lipopolysaccharide binding
Source: RefSeq, a predicted model, not a curated record
AUGUCACCCGAAAAGCAACGGACCGCAUGGGGGACUGCACUCCCUGGCCAGUGGUUCCACAUUCUGUGCUGCUCCAGCCGCCGGGGUGUCACUGCUCUGCGCGGCCCUCCCCGUGCCAGCGCCAUCCCAGCCCAAGAGCGCCUCUUCUUUGAGCAUGCCCUUCCUGAGACCCCUCCGGCCCUGUGCAUCCCCGUGCUUCCGGACAUGGUGGGAGCCCACAGCUACCACCUGAAAGCAAUCUGGGAACCUCGGAGAAGGCAGCACCCACAACAAAAAAGCUUUGCGCCUUCGGGCAUUUUCGGGUGUCAGGACAAGAUAUUUCAGCUUUGGAAACUUAUUCUCUUGUGCGGCCUGCUCACUGGGACCUCAGCAUCUCUUCUUGAGGAUCUCGGCAAUGAUGUUGUGAGGAAGCUGAAACCUGUUCUCGAUAAAGGACUUGAGACCGUUGACAGUACACUUGGACUUAUCCUUCAGAAAUUGAAGGCUGACUUGGAGGCGCUCCAGGAAUCCACGUCUUGGCAGGAGGCCCAGCAGAAGAUCCAGGAAGCUGAGAACUUGUUGGACAAAGUCCUUUCUAAAAUUUUGCAAGUAGUGGAAAAGGUUAUGGGGUUGAAAAUCAGUAAAGUCCACAUCCUGGAUAUCAAAUUCGAAGUGACUCCUGAUGGCAAAGGCGCUAGCCUGAGUAUCCCCAUCAACACUAACGUCACCCUGACCCUGCCUCUGUUGGGUGAGCUUGUCGACCUGGGCCUCAACUUGGACCUCCAGACUAGUGUCAGCAUUGAAACUGAUGCCAAGACUGGUGUCUCCACAGUGAUCGUGGAAUAAUGCACCAACGACCCAGCCAACAUCUCACUCACCUUACAGGACAGCCCCGUUGGACUGGUCAAUGAAGCUGUGAACACUGUGGUCAAACUCGUGAGAAAGACAGUGUCCCUUGUGGUGCAGUAUGAGGUGAGUCCCCAACUCCUGCGGGCCCAGAGCCAGGCCUGCUGGGGGACAGGUGUGACAUUCCCUGGCCUGGCAGCGGGAGGAGGGGAGCAGGGGCCUGACAUUAGCUGA